AUGUUGCCUUCUCUCUUGCUCAUAUCCCUUUCCCUCGCCGUGAGCCAGGUCAGUGCCGGCAUCUGGCCGGCCCCGAGGAAGCUGUCCACUGGCAAAAGUGUUCUGUUUAUAAGCCAAACACUGGAAAUUACAUAUAAUGGAGGAUCUGUACGCUGGCUUCCUUCUUCCGCUUCCACUUACCAUGAUGAGACACAGGAUACUGAGCAUUUCUUUAACGUGCAGCUGCCCUACACUUAUGGGUACAACCCGGCGACAGGUCCGACCUUUAACAGCAAGGACAUUGUGCAAGGCGGUGUGUCGCGCGCCAUGAGUGCCAUCUUCCAGCAAAACUUUGUGCCCUGGAAAUUCUACCCGAAGAACAGCGACUUCGAACCAGACGUGUAUGCGGCGGACAAGAAGGCGGUCAAGUCGCUGCAAAUCACACAGACUGGCGAAGAUAAGCCCAGCACAUUCAAACCCGUUGCCGGCGAGGUCGACGAAUCGUACGCGCUCAACGUCACGGAGGAAGGCUCGGCUACGCUCGUGGCCAAAUCCUCUACCGGCGUCUUGAGAGGGCUUGAGACAUUUGUACAGCUCUUUUACCAGCACACAUCUGGUACUUCCUGGUAUACCACACUGGCACCAGUCUCAAUUGAGGAUUCUCCAGAGUACUCCCACCGUGGAAUCAUGAUCGAUACAGCGCGCAACUUUUUCCCCGUCACAGAUGUUCUAAGGGUCAUUGAUGCCAUGUCUUGGAACAAGCUCAACCGGCUCCACAUCCACGUUACGGACUCGCAGUCAUGGCCGCUUGAAAUUCCUGCGAUGCCCGACCUAGCCGCCAAAGGAGCCUACCGGAAAGGACUCUCGUACUCCCCCGAGGACUUGACCAAGAUCCAGGAAUAUGCAAUCCACCGCGGAAUCGAGCCAGUGGUUGAAAUUGACAUGCCAGGGCACAUCGGAUCAGUUUCCUUUGCCUACCCGGAGCUGAUCGUCGCCUACAAUGAGAAGCCGUACACAUGGUGGUGCGUGGAGCCGCCUUGCGGUGCCUUCAAGAUGAACGACACCAGGGUCGACGACUUCUUGGAUAAGCUUUUUGACGAUCUCCUGCCGAGACUCGGACCCUACACGGCUUACUUCCACACCGGCGGCGACGAGCUGAACAAGAACGAUUCGAUGCUCGACGAAGGGAUCAGGUCCAACUCGAGUGAAGUCCUGCAGCCGCUCCUGCAAAAGUUCAUGGAUAAGAACCAUGCUAGGAUCCGCAAGCACGGGCUCAUCCCGUUAGUCUGGGAAGAGAUGCCGCUCGAUUGGAACAUCACCCUCGGCGACGACGUCGUGAUCCAGUCGUGGUUGGGGGGCGAUUCCGUUAAGACCCUUACCAGCAAAGGCCACAAGGUCAUUGACAGCAACUAUAAUUUCUGGUAUUCCGACUGUGGCAGAGGCCACUGGAUGAACUUUGACAACGGGGCCGCCUUCGAGGCCUUUUUCCCCUUCAACGACUGGUGCUCGCCGGCCAAGGGUUGGCGCCUCAUGUACUCGCACGACCCGCGGGCCAACCUGACCGAGGCGGAAGCCAAGCUGGUCCUCGGCGGGGAAGUGGCAGCGUGGAGCGAGUCCAUCGACCCGGUCAGCAUCGACGGGAUCCUGUGGCCGAGGGCUAGCGCGGCGGGCGAGGUGUUGUGGUCGGGUCGGCGCGACGCCUCGGGCCAGAACAGAAGUCAGUACGACGCGGCGCCGAGGCUGGCCGAGUUCAGGGAGAGGAUGGUUGCAAGGGGUGUGAGGUCGGAGCCUGUGCAGAUGCCGUUUUGCACGCAGGGCAAUGCGACUGAGUGCGGAUAUCCCAUGGUGUGA
Messenger RNA from Colletotrichum orchidophilum, 1830 nucleotides. Its product is annotated as glycosyl hydrolase family 20. The record is from RefSeq and is a predicted model, not a curated record. The transcript has 2 exons. Gene Ontology annotation, cellular component: membrane. NCBI's taxonomy places the organism in Eukaryota, Fungi, Ascomycota, Sordariomycetes, Glomerellales, Glomerellaceae. Gene Ontology annotation, biological process: carbohydrate metabolic process; glycosaminoglycan metabolic process. Gene Ontology annotation, molecular function: beta-N-acetylhexosaminidase activity. Bases 1 to 1830 code for a protein of 609 amino acids.